AUGUCAACCUACUGUUUGAAGGUGAAAUUCCCGACCAAUAAUGGCAUUGGUGAAGUGAAGGGCGAUCAAGUCCUGGCAAGAGAAUGUUAUCAAGCUGUCCUAGCUGGAAAAGAAAACCACACGUGGAUGAUUGAAGAAAAAGAGGAAGACGGGAUAGAGGCCCUGGAAACAGUGGAAUUGGUAGAAGGAAGUGUGAACAAGACGACCAAGAUAGGGACGACGCUGAGCCCCGAGAUGAGGACAAGACUCAUAAGGUUCUUAAAGGAGAAUCUAGAUGUCUUUGCAUGGAGUCACGAGGACAUGCCGGGCAUAUCUCCAGAAGUCAUCCAACACAGGCUGAAUGUGGACCUAGAACGGAAGCCCGUCCAGCAACGACGGAGAACCUUCGCUCCAGAACGAGAUCAAGCAGUUGCAGAGGAAGUUAACAAACUCUUGAUAGCUGGAUUCAUCCGGGAAGUGUAUUACCCUGAAUGGCUCGCCAAUGUCGUCCUGGUCAAGAAAGCGAACGGGAAAUGGAGGAUGUGCAUAAAAAUGGCUGAAGAAGACCAGGAGAAGACCGCCUUUAUCACAAGUCAAGGACUCUACUGCUACAAGGUAAUGCCUUUUGGGUUAAAAAAUGCUGGAGCUACGUAUCAGAGGCUCGUGAACAAAAUGUUCAGCCAGCAGAUUGGCAAAAACAUGGAAGUAUACGUGGACGAUAUGCUCGUCAAGAGCAAGGAAGAGCUUGCACAUCUGGACGACUUGAAGGAAACUUUUGCAACCCUCAAAAAACACCAGAUGAGGUUGAAUCCAACCUCGGCAGUAAGUGCAACUUUAAUUGGAGAAGAAGGCAAGAAGCUACUCCCAGUUUACUACGUCAGCCAAGCUUUCCAAGGGGCUGAGUCCAGAUACCCAAGGAUCGAAAAGAUUGUGUUUGCACUAAUAGUGGCCUCGCGCAAGCUCAGGCAAUAUUUCCGGUCAAAUCCUAUUCUCGUAAUGACGGACCAACCAAUCAAGAAGUCGAUGAACAAGCCAGAAGCAACAGGGAGAAUGGUCCAGUGGGCAAUUGAAUUUAGUCAAUUUGACAUCGAGUACCAUCCAAGAACAGCGAUCAAGGCACAAGCUCUGGUGGACUUCAUCGCAGAAUUCACACUCCCUGACGAAGACAGGAUUACCGAUGAAGCAGAUAAAUUAAUAAUACAGACUAAUAGUUCGUCAACCCAAAAGAAGGGGGGAGUAGGGGCCAUCAUAACCACCCCCGACGGAGAAGUGCUGAAAUAUGGGGUCCAACUAAAGUUCCCGACCACCAACAACGAAGCUGAAUACGAAGGAAUACUAACGGGACUGAGGCUUGGGAAAGCUCUUGGUGCCAAAAAUUUGUUGAUCCAAAGUGAUUCGAAGCUAGUGAUUGGACAGAUCAAGGGAGAAUACGAGGCAAAAGAAGAAAGGAUGCAGAAGUACCUCAAGUUGGCAAGACAACUAGCUCAGGAAUUCGAUACAGUGGAGUUCAUACAAAUCCCAAGAAGUCAGAAUAUGGGGGCUGACGAAGUGUCAAAGCUAGCGUCAUCAAAAGAAGAAUGGACUAGCACGGACCUGGCGAUGGAAGUCCAAAAACACCCUAGUAUCGAGGAAGUUGCAACAUUCACCAUCCAGAGCACUGAUACCUGGAUGACGCCCAUAAUGUCCUUCCUCCAGGACGGGCACCUACCUCAAAACACUGAAGAAGCCAGAAAGAUCAAGAAGAGGGCAGCCAGGUUCACGAUCCUGAAUGACGUCUUGUACAAGAGAGGCUUCUCUAUGCCUUACUUGAAGUGCGUUGACGAGGAAGAGGCCAAAUACAUCUUGGAGGAAGUACACGGAGGAAUUUGUGGUGACCAUGCUGGCUCCAGAUCCCUAGUAAACAAAGUGGUAAGGGUAGGAUAUUUUUGGCCAACCAUGCAGGUGGACGCUGCUGAGAUCGUCAGGAGGUGCAACAAAUGCCAACGAUACGGGAAUGUGCAGCGGCUUCCAGCAGAGAAAAUGACAACCAUAGCUUCCUUAUGGCCAUUUGCACAAUGGGGAAUCGAUAUCGUCGGUCCUCUGUCCCAAGGUAAAGGUCAGGUUCGGGAUUCCCUCGACGAUCAUAUCAGACAAUGGAAGGCAGUUCGACAAUCAAGGCUUCAGGGAAUUCUGCUCAAACCUUGGGAUCAAGAAUCAGUUCUCAUCCCCAGGGUAUCCUCAGGCAAAUGGGCAGACGGAAGUGACGAACCGGACGCUACUCAAGAUUAUCAAGACCAGACUGAACGAUGUGAAAGAACCACCGCUAGAACCCCAAUAGGAGAAACCCCCUUUAGGCUUACCUAUGGUACAGAAGCAGUAAUCCCAGUCGAAGUAGGGGUCACAAGCAUCAGGCGUGGAACUUUCAACGAAGAGAUCAAUGACGACGAACUGCGACUCAACCUAGAUUGUCUGGACGAAGUAAGAGUCAACGCAUCCAGCAAGAUGACGAAGUAUCAAAAAAGGAUGGCCGAAUACUAUGACAAAAGGGUCAAACUGAGACGCCUGGACAUAGGUGACCUCGUCUUACGUAGGACCACCGUGGCAACUAAAGACCCUACCCAGGGAAAGCUGGGUCCUACGUGGGAAGGUCCCUACCGAGUCAUUCACUACUCAAGACAAGGAAGUUAUCACCUGAAAACCAUGGACGGACAAAGGCUUCCUCGACCAUGGAAUAUUGAGCAUUUAAAAAAGUACCACCAGUAA
Quercus robur (English oak) is the source of this 2721-nucleotide messenger RNA. RefSeq lists its product as uncharacterized. The transcript has 5 exons. NCBI's taxonomy places the organism in Eukaryota, Viridiplantae, Streptophyta, Magnoliopsida, Fagales, Fagaceae. Bases 1 to 2721 code for a protein of 906 amino acids. The record is from RefSeq and is a predicted model, not a curated record. Gene Ontology annotation, molecular function: nucleic acid binding; RNA-DNA hybrid ribonuclease activity.